AAUGGCGAUAGUGCGGCUUUCUGAUGUCCUAGAAAGCAAGCUAAUCCAUAAUGCGAUUAGUCCACCUGUGUGUCGUUUCGGUCAGGAUGAAUCUCAUAAAGCAUGAGAAAAAGUUGGGUGGAGAAGACUUUCCUGCACAAGUACCGUCAAGGCCUUCAAAAGCUAUCAUCUACGGAGGCUCCGUCAUUGUCCCUGAUGUCUACAGUUCUGAACAUAUUGCUAGCCACGGUGGUUACGGUUAUUAUAUGAGUGAUCGGCAGGAUCGAGUAAAUCGUCUUCUAUUUCCUGAUGAAGCUACAACUGAGAGUGAAGUUCCGCCACUGAGCGAAGUUGGACGCGAAUGGAGCGAAAAAACUCCAGUCUACGAGCGGUUGUAUCUCAGUCCCGAGGAGACAGUGUUUCUAUCUAUUGAUUCAAAUAUGCUCGAAGUCUCAGAAAGCAAACGAAUUCUUACGCCUGAUGAGUUAUGGUCACGAAUGAAAGAACUCGGAGGUUCAAAUUUUCUGAAGAGAUAUGCUGUUUAUCGAUAUCUACGUCGCUGUGGUUGGUGUGUACGAAGCGGCUUGCCUUAUGGAUGCCAAUACUUGAUCUACCGCGGAAGUCCUGGAUCUCAUCAUGCGGCUGCCGGCGUCAAAAUAGAGACACAAAUAGAGCCGAGAUUCUUUAUCGGACUGAAUCGUGCCCUUACAAAUAUGAAGAAGGCUCUCGUUAUAAUGACACCCAUAAUUCCUGAUGGACUCAAUACUUCUACACAAAGAUGCGUGGAUUCUGUGCAUAUUUCGAUAUCGACUUCAACUACAAUGUUUAUCGAACGUAAAAUGAACGAACUGAAGGCUAAGGACGGUAACGAGCUCUCUAAAGACAAAGACAUGAAGGACAAGCCGAAGGAAAAGCCGAGUAUGGAAUCAUAGAAGAUUUGAUUGAAGGGUCCAGAUAAAUCUGCUUGGAACAAUGCCUUUGUCAGAACCAAGCAAUGCUCUUUCGGAUUUUGACUUGCCGUUACUGGAUUUCGUGCUGGUUAUGGGUUCAUCUACGUUUGAGGAUAAGACAUGCUGGAAGCAUGCUAAUAUGUGUAAUAACCUUCGGUUUUCGGAGGUGGUUUUGGGGGUUUCUAACUCAUUAGAACCUAGCAAAUCACAACUUAGCAAUUAAGGAAAAUUACUCUCAUUCACUGCCUUUCAAAAGUUAGAUUAUCUUAGCUGCCUUUUCUGUUUUCGGUCCAAACUAUUUUUUAUUUUAUGAUGAUUUUGUUAUUUGGUACCACUAAAUUUACCAUAUGGUUGCUGAACUGUUCAUGACAUCCUCAAUUUCUGUAAUUUCGUGUGUGCUUGAAUUUUUUAUGUUAUUU
Messenger RNA from Cylicocyclus nassatus, 1348 nucleotides. The record is from the annotation of a GenBank genome assembly. NCBI's taxonomy places the organism in Eukaryota, Metazoa, Nematoda, Chromadorea, Rhabditida, Strongylidae.